AUGUCUAUGCCUAACAUGCUACACAGCUUGCUUGCACUGAGCAACAUUUGUUGUUGGAACAUGGCAGCGUUAAGACUCUUGCUUUUGCUGCCUGCAGCUGGAGCAGUGUGCAUUCCAUUUGAAGCAAACUGCUGCCACAUCAAUCCCAAGCAUGACCCAGAUUAUGAUCACUUCAAGGGGGAUCCGAGCGACCAAGUGCCUGGUUGGGAGGUGGUGGAUCUGAAUCUUCCGCCAGCUGAGCGCUGGCGAAGACUGGUGACACCAGCCGCCCCAGCGAUAAGGACAAUGGUCACACACUUCAAGGCCUUGCUAGGUCGGAUCUCUCAAGACAUUUUCAAGCUACUCGAGGAUCUCUCCAAGGUGCAGGAGAUGUGUGAUCGAGUGCUUGAAGACAUGGGUGAGUACGGCCUCGAGAUUCGUGGCAUUGCAAAUGCCACAGGCAUUCGAGUGGUGGACAUGCUGGUCUACAACAUCGCGUACGAGUUGGAAGGUGGUUGCACCUCUAUCGUUGCGCAAGAUGACCACGGCCAUCUUAUUCAUGGUAGGAAUCUGGACUUCGGUCUAUUCCUUGGCGAGGAUUGGAAGCACCUUCAGUGGACGCUCACAGAGGAUUUGCGGCCGCUCUUGCGGAAUGUUCGCUUCGUGCGAGACAAUCACACCGUCUACAACUCCACGGUCUUUUUGGGUUAUGUAGGCACUCUGACAGCAGUGAAGCACAGUGCAUUCUCGGUCAGCGUGAACACCAGGUAUGACAAGUCUGAUUGGGCUGCGCUAAGAGCCUUCUUGGAAGGCAAAGGAAGUGGCAAUUUCUUGUCCUUGUUGCUCCGAGAUGUGAUGGUCAGCAACCAUUCCUUCGCGGAGGCUUUGGCAACGGUGAGAUCAGCUAAGAUUCUGGGCCCAGCAUAUGUGAUUCUAGGUGGAACUCAAGCUGGUGAAGGUGCUGUGCUAGAGCGGGGAGCAACCUCAGUGGUGAACCAGACCCUGCUCAGCGACGUUGCACGCCAGGGAAUCAACUCUGUGGUGCAAACCAACUGGGACUACAACCAAGAUCCCUUUUAUGACAACCGGCGCAGCCCUGCAGAGCAUUGCCUGCGAGAACGGUUCAAUGACCACAUUGAUUUCAAAGGCAUGUUCUCUGUGCUCGCGGCCCACCCUAACCGCAAUCGCCUCACCACCUACACUGCGCUGAUGAGCGCACAGUCGGGUGACUUCGAGGUGCGCGAGCUUACGCUCACCGUUGAGAAGCUCACAGUGGAAAAUGCCAAUAGACGGAAGGAGCUGGAUGAUCUGAUCACUGACACCCAGGCUAAACAAAUGGAGCUUGACAAGACGGCAGAGCUUUUCCGCCAGCUGCAUGAUGAUAGAAAGAAGAUCAUUGAGCAGUGGGAAGAAUCAGUCAAGAGUAUGAAGAGCCGCGAUUCUCAACUUGAGCGUUUGGGAGAGGAGUACGCUGCCAACAUGUCCCGGAAAAAGGUCAAAGAAGACAAAAUGAAGGAACGGCGGCAGUUCCACGAAGACAUUGAGGGAGAGAACGAGAAGAUGGAGCAGACAAUCCAACAGACAGAUCGACAACUUGUUCGCAUGCGAAUGGACUACAUGGAAGCAAAGACAUCCCUCACUGGCUUCAAGGAUGAGGUCGAAGUGAUGAAAAACCAGCUGAAUGCUUGCAUCUCGGAGAAACUCAACACGCAGAAUCAGCACGAGGUUGGUGCAAAGCGGCUGGAGCAACGUAAAGAGAAGCACGACCAGGCAUACAAAAGCCUGGAUGGACACAAGAAGGCUCUUCAAGAGCACCAACAGACCAGAAGAAGCAAAGAGCAAAUGAGCCAAGAUGCAGAGAAAGCCAGGCAAGACAUGCUCAACAACAUGAAGAUGGUCGAAAAGGAGAUGAAGGCUGCAAAGGAAAGCCACUACAAAGAGAGCCAAGAGCUGUAUAGGCUUCGAGCGGAGGAGGCCACAACUCUUGGAGCUAUCAGUGGGUCACAGUCCGCCAUCAAAAACCUGCAGCUCCAGAUCAGCAAGCUGGAUCAAGAGCGCCAGCGUCAACAGGAGCUGCUUUAUGCUGUUGACUUCCAGUCCCAGCUCAUGCAGCGCAAGGUGGCACGGGUCUCAGGGGAGCGGACCAUUGAAGAGAAGGAAGAGCACAAUCGAAAGGAUGCUGAGCUGAAGAACUCCCAGAGAAACCUCACGAACGUGAAGAGGGACUGCGAGGCCAUGAAGACCACCAUGGAAGAGCUUGAGCUCCAAAACACCAUCAUGAAUCGUGCUGUCUCAAAAGUGGUGAAGGACAAGGAGGAAUCCUUGAUGCAGCAUGACAUCCUGAAACUGGAGGUCAAGCGGUUGAAGCAGCAGCUGACGCAGAAGACGGAGAAUUUGUACAGUUUAGAGAACCGAAAGCAGCAGCUUCAGAUCAGCAUGGAGGAAAGAGAGAAAGAAAUCGAAGUCCAUACAGAGGUGCUGCGAGCGCAGAUCCGUGCGGCCGAGGACGAGAAGCACAAGGCAGCCAUUGAGCUGGCGGAACGAAAGCAGAAGAUAUUCACCUUGAAGAGCAAGUAUGACAAUGUCAUGUGCAAGGUGAAGAAAGAAGAUGGAGAGGAGCAGAAGAGCCAAGCUCAUUACAUGAUCAAGGCAGCUCAGGAGAAGGAGGAGCUGCAACGUAAGGGUGAUGAGCUGGAUGACAAGAUCCGCCGGGCCGAAAAGGAAAUCCGAUCCUUGGAGAACACCUUGGGGCAUUUGGUGCAACGGAACCAGAAGUUCAAAGAGAACCUCCAGACCACCAACUUGCAGAAUCAGAGUGAACUCGAGGAGAAGCAAACCUUAGAGGAGCAGUCGCGUGCUGCCAAUGAGGUCCUUUUCAAGAAGAAGAAGGUCCUGUCGCAGAUUGAGCAGGAGGCUCAGGAGGAUGUGCAGCGGUAUGAGGAGCUGCAGCGCUCCAUGCAACAGUUGGAGGCUCAGGUCAAUGAGCUCACUGCUGCCCGGGACGUGCUGCGGCAGGAUGUGGAGGGCCAACAAGCCAAGACACAGCGUGCGGAGCAGGCGCUGGAAGCAGCUCGAGCUCGGGCAAUCCAGGCUGGUGUGGAUCUGGCUCCCGAGACGCCGGCAGCUGUAGACAUCCAGGCACGAGGAGUGCGGGAGCAGAAUCAGAGCAUGCUCUUUGCCUUGAGCAAUGCGCUCCAAGACUACACGGAGGAUGUUCUUCCGCUCUUUGAGAAUCUCUGCCAAGAGCGUGGUGUGGCACUGCCAUCCCGCCCGCCUUCAGCGGUGUCCAGACCAGGCAGCCGAGGGUCAAGGCGCUUUUCCAUUUUUUGCACUUUCGCAACUUUGAGACAUCCAUUCUAG
Messenger RNA from Durusdinium trenchii, 3339 nucleotides. Lineage: Eukaryota; Dinophyceae; Suessiales; Symbiodiniaceae. The record is from the annotation of a GenBank genome assembly.